Molecule: messenger RNA, 2521 nt
Organism: Kockovaella imperatae
Lineage: Eukaryota; Fungi; Basidiomycota; Tremellomycetes; Tremellales; Cuniculitremaceae
Product: P-loop containing nucleoside triphosphate hydrolase protein
Exons: 15
Coding region: 320-2395 (691 amino acids)
Biological process (GO): small GTPase-mediated signal transduction; mitochondrion organization
Cellular component (GO): mitochondrial outer membrane
Molecular function (GO): calcium ion binding; GTP binding; GTPase activity
Source: RefSeq, a predicted model, not a curated record
CGACGGAAUCAAAUUUAUUGGCUCUCGGAACGGUGCGCGCGUCAGAGGGUCGGCAAAGAAAUGUAGUGAGGUUUUUUGAAAAAUACCAAAAAUCGGAUGGCCAACGACGACGACGAAGGUGGUACAGAGCACAACAAUAACAACAACUCUGGCAGAGCUAGGGACAGCAGACCCAGGUGGAUAGCAUAGGCCUGUCAAGGGCAAAAGAGCGUCUCAGUGAAGGAUCGGCCAGGCAUUGUGGUCAACAUCCACAAAUUAACGGCGGUCCCGCGGAUCAUCAGAACCUCCUGCGAAUUUUGCUGUGGAUGGACCUUCCGAUAUGCCCCGCCGCGAUCUUGUGCGCAUAGUUCUUGUCGGCGAUGAUGGCGUUGGCAAAUCCUCCAUCAUUACCUCCCUCAUCAAAGAAUCCUUUGUUUCCAAUGUUCAGCCCGUCGUUCCAGAAGUCACAAUACCUCCCGAAGUCACCCCUGAGAAUGUUACCACAUCCAUAGUCGAUACCUCCUCCAAUCCCAAAUCCCGUCCACAUCUCCUCACUCAACUCACAAGGGCCCAUGUGAUAUGUCUUGUGUAUUCCAUCUCGGAACCGACCAGCUUCGAUCGAGUGGCCGAGUACUGGCUGCCUCUGUUCCGAAGAGAAGGCGUCAAUGUUCCCGUCAUCCUCGUUGGAAAUAAGAUAGAUCUCAGAGGAGGCGAGGUGACGAAUCAGGGGCUGGAGGAUGAGAUAGCGCCCAUCAUGCGAGAGUUCAAGGAAGUCGAGACUGUCGUCGAAUGCUCCGCCCUGUUACCACUGAACGUCUCCGAGGUCUUUUACUUCGCCCAAAAGGCGGUUUUGCAUCCUACGGCGCCACUAUACGACUCACGAGAGCAUACACUCAAACCCAAAUGUCUGGAGGCAUUGCAGAGAAUAUUUAAAAUCUCAGACGUGGACAAGGAUGGGCUGUUAAACGCUCACGAGUUGAAUCAGUUUCAGCAAAAAUGCUUCUCGGCGCCUCUGCAGACUCAAGAGCUAGAGGGUAUUCUCGACCUUGUCCGUGCCCAUGAUCCCACAUUAGUGGCCCCCGUGCCGAUGCUGUCAUCCGCCCCUACGACCCCUAUCAUGACCCCUACCAUGCGUUCAACCUCUCUCCCUCGAUCCCCUUCAAAUCUUUCACCGCCUGCGGAGGGCAUUACUGAGACUGGCUUUUUGUACCUGCACACAAUAUUCAUCCAGCAGGGUCGUAUGGAGACUACAUGGACGGUUCUGAGAAAUUUUGGAUACGGAGAGGGUCUAGAUUUGAGAGAAGAUUUCCUACUGCCUAAAUAUGACGUGCCAUCAGAUUGUUCUGUUGAGCUCAGCCCUCUAGGUAAUCAAUUUUUCACAGACAUUUUCGAGGCGUAUGACAAAGAUCAAGAUGGCGCGUUGUCCACAUCUGAGCUCAAUGACCUUUUCUCAACAUCUCCGGGGAACCCAUGGCUGUCGCAGGGCUUCCCAGAAACCACCAUAACCGAUGAACUCGGGCGAGUCACAUUGCAAGGCUGGCUGGCGCAAUGGAGCAUGACUACCCUCCUGAACCACCGCACAACUCUGAAUUACCUUGCCUACCUCGGUUACUCCUCCUCACCAGCGACCGACUUGCCCGCUUCCACCGCUCUGAAAAUCACCCGUCCACGGCGUCAAGAUCGAAGACAACGCAAAGUCACCAGAUCAGUCUUCCUGUGUUUUGUUCUCGGAGCUACAGGGUCGGGAAAGACUUCAUUAUUACGGUCAUUUGUCGGUCGACGCCUGCGAGGUGGUGACGAUGGUAUGGGUGGGUAUGAACCGACCACAAAGGUCCUCAGCGUGGUCAACUCGGUUGAAAUGGAGGGAGUGGAGAAAUACUUAGUGCUGCAGGAAUUUGGAUCCAAGUACGAGAGCGAAACAUUACGCAAUAGCAAAAAGCUGGACAUGGCCGACAUCAUAAUAUACGUCCACGACUCGAGCGACACAAACUCUUUCUCUUACAUCUCUAAUUUGAGGCAACAAUACUCGCUUGAUCAUAUUCCUGCCAUUUUUGUUGCUACCAAAUCUGACCUCGAUCUCGCUCAACAGCGCCACGAGGUCCAGCCAGAUGUGUACUGUCGUCGUCUUGGCCUGCCGGCACCUAUGGCCGUGAGCGCUCGAGGUGGACCCAUGUCAAAUCUCUGGGUCGCCGUCACAAGAGUGGCUUUGAAUCCGACCUCGUCUAUACCGAAAGGGCCGUCAUCCGUCAUGUCGCCAGCCCAACGGGUCCGUUCUGUGGCCACGAUCGGUCUCGGAGCUACUACAGCAGCGACAAUACUGGGCCUGUGGAUGAGAUAUCAAGGCUAUACAUUUCGUGGGCUAUGGCUUUGGAUCAGUCGGACGACAGGCAUGUUCUCUGGAACUCGCAGCUCAUGAAUUAUGUAACAAUUUGACACACAAGUAUAUUCCUUGCAUCGGCAUCAUGCAUCACCAGUCUCCGGCAGCUACAACGUGUCACAGUCUUUAGCGAGAGCCGCGUAGGCGAUCGCGGUAUUCCUGCAG